UCGCUUGUUAAACUAGUGCAGGGUAUAAAAUUUCCCUCAGCCCUUCCUCACAGUUCACGACUCCAGACAGCACUUUCCCCUCCUCUCUCCUGCGAAUAACUUCACCCGCUCUCAUGGCCUCAGAGCCUAUAGAGUGGCAGGUUCUGGUGCUGAGGGUGUCCAUUCACUGUGAAGGAUGCAAGAAGAAGGUGAAGAAAGUGCUCCAAAAUGUAAACGGCGUGUGCAGAUGCGACAUCGACGCCCGGAGCAACAAGGUCGUGGUCACGGCCUCUACGAAGCUCGAUCCCAACAUCCUCAUCGCCAAGUUGCGCAAGUCCGGCAAGCAGGCUGAGCCUUGGCCCGAGCAGCCGAUGCAGCAGCAGCAGCCACCGGCAGAAAGCCAAAGCCAAGAGCCCAAGAACCAAAACGACGAGCCGAGCAAACCGAACGAACCUGCCGAGAAGCCCGGAGCCGACAACGCCAAGGCCAGUGCCGCCGAGCCAAGCAACCCUCAGCCUGCGCUGGAGCCCAAGCAGAGCACCGGCGAGACCCCAAAGCUGGCUCAAGAGAGCAAAGACGCCUCCAAUGCUGAUGCCAGUGGAAACACUGGUGUUGAGACCACGGCGGAAGCAGGGCAGCAACAACCCGAACCGAAGGGGAAAGCGAAGCAACAGCCUGAGGAGAAGCAGCCGGUCGACGCCCGGGUGACAGUGGAGUACGACCGAGGCGUCGGCAGCUACGUGAACCGCAUGCCGCCGCCGCCGCAGCACCCAGUGCACGUCAUGAGCUACAACGUGGCGCGGCCGAACCCGAGCGCAUCCUACUACGCCACCGCGCCUGCUCCAGCCCCGGCACCAGCACCGAUGCCGAUGGCGAGGCCGGGGCCGUCACAGGGCUACAUUGACGAGCACUACACGCCGUCCUACUACGCCCGGUCCUCGCCGUACGAGCAGUACCACUACCCUCCUCAGCCAUCGCCGUAUCGCUACCAGUAUCAGCAGCAGGCUUCGACGGAGGACUACUACUACGGCGAGCCGCCGCAAAGGAGCGCCUUCUCGCCAGCGCGAGACGGCUACGGCGACAUCUUCAACGACGAGAACGCCAAUUCUUGCAGCGUGAUGUAAACGAAGGGUGCGAGUUAUUAGCUAGUUUACUGCUCCUUAAUCAACUAUGACUAUAUGUUAGAUGCUAGAAUUAGUACGAGAACGGAUGUAAUAGCACUGCUCAGGCUUCAUGGCGCUAGAAUAAGAUGAGCUGAGCUUGAAUGCUUGAUGCACGAGAGGAAGAAUGUGAGGGGCUAAUGGGAUAGCUCUGGCAUUUAUCAGAGCAAUUUUGUAGCAUUUGACAUGGUUAAAAUGGAGAUAUAAAUAAUCUCUUCAAAUUC
Messenger RNA from Phragmites australis (common reed), 1363 nucleotides. Its product is annotated as pollen-specific leucine-rich repeat extensin-like protein 1. The transcript has 3 exons. The record is from RefSeq and is a predicted model, not a curated record. The coding region runs from base 114 to 1103 and encodes 329 amino acids. Lineage: Eukaryota; Viridiplantae; Streptophyta; Magnoliopsida; Poales; Poaceae. Gene Ontology annotation, molecular function: metal ion binding.